UUACUGGCCAUUCCUCACGCCCUCCAUGCCUACAGUACCAGUCAACCCAAGCCCUGUACGGAUGAAGAACAACGACGUCAAGAUGUCAUCCCCAUCAUCGGCAAAUGUUGGACAAGUGAUAGAUUUUAAGUGGGGCAGUAAGAGGGGAGUUGGUGUGAAAAACAAGGACACUCAGUACUAUGAGUCCUUUGUUUACGAGGGUGUGGAGUAUUUUCUAUAUGAUUCUGUCUACUUGUUCACUACAGGCCAUGUCGAAACUUCCAUUGCCAAGCUUGUCAAGAUAUACGAGAGACCAAAUCGUGAAAAGAUGAUCAAAGUUAUUUGGUUUUUCCGGCCUAUGGAAAUUCGUAACUUCCUGGGAAAGUAUCAGCCAUGUUGGAAUGAGUUGUUUUUGGCAUCUGGUGAGGGCAAAGGUCUUUCCAAUAUCAACUACCUGGAAUCAAUUAUUGGAAAAUGCAGUGUUGUUUGCACUUCAAAGGACAACAGAAAUCCUAAGCCAUCAGAAACGGAGUUAAAGAAAACAGACUACUUUUUUAGUUGCACUUUCGAUGUUUUAAGGCGUGUAAUCAUUGAUAAAUUUACUAAUGAGAUUGAUGGGGUUAAAGUGGAGAAGUUCUUUAACAGGAAAAGGGAUGAUAAAACCAGUAAUCAUUUGCAUGUUGGGGCAAAUAUUAGACCCAAAAUUCUGAUUAAGACUAGUACUGAUCCUUGUACUAUCUUACACUGUCAAAUUAACGAUAAAGCUGAAGGGAGAACUUCAGAGAAUAUUUUGCCAAAGCAAUCAUCAGAUUCUUAUCCAUAUAAAAAGAGGAAGAUUGUAGAAGAGAAGCUAAACAUUGGUCAAAGUCGCAAAACCCCUAAGGAAGUGGAAAUUGAUGACAAGAAGGUAGAAAUCAAACAGGAUGAAAGAAUCAAAACAGACAAAAAAGUUAUUGAUGUAAUUGAAAGGCCAGAUGCAGGAAAAAGAAGGUGGUUUAAGAAAAUGUCUAACAUAAAUAAUCUUAAGCCUUGGGAUGAAAGACUGCGGAGAGCUCAAGAGUUGGAUACCUUGGUUUUACUGAAUAAUCUUGAUCCAUCCUACACAUCAUAUGAAGUAGAGGAUCUUGUUUGGUGUGCUCUCAAAGCAAAGGUUGAGGCAAGGGUGAUAGAAUGGAGCCCGAGUUCCAGUACAUACUACGGUAGGGCAUUUGUUAUUUUUAAAACAAAAGGUGAAGCUGAAUCUGCAAUAUCUGAAUUAAACAAAAGAUGCCUUAGUCUUGGAGAAGGGAGGAUUGUCAGUGCCGCGAAGGGAACUCUCUGUGAGCCUGACAAGAAGAGAAAGUUCACUGGCCAUUUGGUCAUUGACAAAACUGCGCUUCAAAGGCAACACCAGGAGAUGAGAAAUGCAGUAUCAACAUCGCAUUGUUCUCAGCCCAAUACAAUAGAGUACCAGAUGGCUAUUGAAUGGAUACUGCAGUAUGCGAAGUUCAAUGCAUGCUGGAAUGCACUAUAUGAGGUGGAGCAUUGCGAAGAAUUAUUUCUUGCGUCGACAAAUGAAGGAGAUACAAGAUAUACAAGGAAAAUUGAAGGUAGGGUGGAUGCAUCUUCUCCACUUCUCUGUGGCAUCCACUCCAAUGUUUCAACUGGUCUCAAGUUUUGCGCUUACUCAACACAUUCCGCGUCUGCUCCUUCCCCUAUUCCUAAGAUGCAAUUUACAUUUCACAUUGCUGCUUAUUUGGGCCCUCAAUAA
Molecule: messenger RNA, 1729 nt
Organism: Sphenostylis stenocarpa
Lineage: Eukaryota; Viridiplantae; Streptophyta; Magnoliopsida; Fabales; Fabaceae
Source: the annotation of a GenBank genome assembly